AUGUCUCACGGCAGCGACACCAGCGGUCUCCAUCGUCAACCCUCGGAGAGACGGCCGGUGGGGCCUAAGCGCCGCCACUGCCGGCCUGUGGCCGGCGGCGCCCCCUUCGUCGUCUGCAGCGGCUGCGACGAGCUGCUCCAGCUCCCGGUGGACUUCCUCCUCGCCCCCGGCCGCCGCCAGCUUCGUUGCGGAUCCUGCUCUGAGGUACUCGCCUUCUGGUCUCGCGCCGGCGGCCACCUCCUGCCCGCCCCAUCGGAGCCUCCCCAGAAGUCCGGCGCCACCACCACCAGCAACUUCUCCAACGGCGGCGAACCAGAGCCCACCGGCUCACCGUGGCGGCGGAGGGAGGGGGACACCCUCCAUGGCCUGACGAUGGGCUACAACCCGAAUGGCGGCGUGGACGACGAGCUUCGAGGAGGAGGAUCCUACGGCUACGGGAGGAGCAUCCCAAGAGCCAGGAUGGAUGGGCUCCCCCAUCCGGGGGCGGCCGCAAGGUGA
This is a messenger RNA of Spirodela intermedia, 498 nucleotides long. Lineage: Eukaryota; Viridiplantae; Streptophyta; Magnoliopsida; Alismatales; Araceae. The record is from the annotation of a GenBank genome assembly.